This is a messenger RNA of Salvelinus sp. IW2-2015, 936 nucleotides long. The record is from RefSeq and is a predicted model, not a curated record. NCBI's taxonomy places the organism in Eukaryota, Metazoa, Chordata, Actinopteri, Salmoniformes, Salmonidae.
AUGGGUUCAGGUGGGGUUUCAGGAGGGCUUCAGGAGGGGUUCAGGUGGGGUUCAGGAGGGGCUUCCGGUGGGGUUUCAGGAGGGGUUCAGGAGGGGUUUCAGGAGGGGCUUCAGGAGUCAGAGGAGUUUUCAGGAGCCUGGAGGGGCUUCAGGAGGGUUUCGGGAGGGGCUUCAGGAGGGGCUGCCUGGAGGGGUUUAGGAGGGGUUUCAGGAGGGGCUGUCAGGAGGUUCAGGAGAAGGGGUUCAGGAGGGGUUUCAGGUGUUCAGGAGGAGGCUCUCACGGUAUCGGGAAGGGUUUCAGGGAGGGGCUUCAGGAGGGCUGCUGGAGGGGUUCAGGAGUUUCAGGUGGUUCAGGAGGGGUUCAGGAGGGGUUCAGGGGGUUCAGGGGGGUUCAGGAGGGCGUUUAGAGUGGAGGUGGGUUCAGGGAGUCUGGAGGUUUCAGGAGGGUUUCAGGAGGGGUUUCAGGAGGGCUUCAGGCAGUCAGGAGGAGUUUCAGGAGUCCGAUGGGCGUUCAGGAGGGUUUCUUCGGAGGGCUCGAUGAGGGGCUGGCUGGAGGGGUUUAGGAGGGGUUCAGGAGGGACUUCAGGAGGGGUAGGAGGGUUUCAGGAAGCAAGGUUCAGGAGGGCUUCAGGAGGGUUUCAGGAGAGGCUUCAGGAGGGGUUCAGUUGGGGUUUCAGGAGGGGCUUCGGAGGGGCUGCUGGAGGGGUUCAGGAGGGUUUCAGGAGGGUUUCAGGAGGGUUUCAGGAGGGAUUCAGGUGGGUUUCAGGAGGGGCUUCAGGAGGGGUUUCAGGAGGGGUUUCAGUGAGGAUCAGGAGGGUUUCAGGAGGGUUCAGGUGGUUUCAGGAGGGCUUCAGGAGUCAGGAGGAAUUCAGGAGUCCGGAGGGCUUCAGGAGGGUUUCGGGAGGGCUUUCAGGAGGGGCUGCUGGAGGGGUUUAG